CUAGAAAUACGGUCUACAAAUAUACCACCAAGGACGAAAGGACGAGAAUAGAAUUGCCAAAGUGAAAGUAUCUCGGAAAUCAUAUUUGAUCCUUCCCUUUUCGGCAUAACUAUCCGCCAAAAUACCUAUCUGGAGCCCUAGAUCAAGUAUUCUUCCGCUCAUGAUGAACAAUAUAUCGGCCAUCCGGAUGCCAAUGUUGUUGUGGGGUCCACAUCGUAGGUGUAUGGAAUUCGAGGUUGUCUCCAGUUGUUGAUUAUCUUCACAUCUUCAGACCAGGAUUUCAACCUCAUAGAUUUCCAACGGUCUUCGUAUAUCUAUCAAUAGUAUCUAGGACCUAGGUACACGUGGACUUACCAAAAAACUCCACACUUACCUAGUAGUUGUCAAUAUGGAUGAGAUUACAGAUGGAGUUGGGAAGAUUGACUUCCAUCACCCCUAUACACCUUAUGAUGUCCAAGAGGAGUUUAUGAGCACCGUUUAUGAAGUUCUCGAACAGGGAGAAGGACAAGUUGGGAUUCUCGAAAGUCCAACCGGCACAGGGAAAUCCCUAUCUCUUAUAUGUGCUGCUCUGACCUGGCUGCGUAACCAUAAGAGAUCGAAAUUUGAGAGUUCCAUUGCAGAGGCAGCUAAAGAGUUUAAAGACGAACCUGAUUGGAUCAUUAAUCAGAUGUUAAAGAGGAAACGAGGAGAGAUGCUCAAGCAAUGGGAAGAGAGAGAAGCCCGUUUAAAGAAAAUCCGAGCUAAGGAGAAACAGUUAGAAGAACGAGGAGCUAAACGAAGAAGGCUAGAAGAUGGCGGCAUCAGAAAGAGUGAUAAGGCUACCGAUGACGAAGAUGAAUGGCUGUUAGAUGAAGGUCAGGACGAUGAUGCAUCUCAAGGUAACGAUAAUUCAUCGGGUUACAGCAAAGAGACGAGGGCUCUCAUGGGAAAAUUAGGCAUGGGAACCCUCCAGGCGAAAGAAGAGGAAGAUGACAUAGGGGGAAACGAGGUUAAGAUCUAUUAUACGUCGAGGACACAUUCACAAUUGACUCAAUUCAUUUCAGAGUUGCGUAGACCAACGUUUCCAGCAUCUCUUCCAGGUUCUCUCAAAGGUGACGAUCACGACUCAGAAUCCGAAGAUAUUAAACAUCUUCCGUUAUCUUCCCGCCAACGUCUAUGUAUCAACCCGUCGGUAUCACGACUUAGUUCUCUUGCUGCUAUCAAUGAUCGCUGUAGUGAACUUCAACAGUCGAAAUCGAAAGAUCGAUGUCAGUUCGUACCCAACGCAGAUAACCUAAACCUCACGCAUCAGUUCCGAGACAACGCCCUUGCUACUCUUCCAGACAUCGAAGACCUUUUCGAACUCGGAAAGAAGCUUCACGUCUGUCCAUAUUAUGCCUCGAGGACUGCGGUACCUGGUGCGGAGAUAAUUACGCUUCCUUACCCGCUGCUCUUGCAAAAGACCGCUAGAGAUGCCCUCGGAAUAAAACUCGAGGGCAAUGUAGUUAUCAUCGACGAAGCCCACAAUAUUAUGGACGCGGUGGCAAACGUAUACGCUUCCGAAGUCAGCCUUAGCGAGCUGAAACGAGCGCGGCAGAUGCUUGGAGUAUACGUGAAAAAGUUUGGAAAGAAACUUAAGGGCGAGAAUCGGGUUAUGGUAGGACAAGUUGCUAGAGUUGUAGACGGCCUCAGAGAUUGGCUAGAAAAUGCCUUGGCACUGAAAAACGAACAAGGGAUAGUUGAUCCUAAUAGCCUUCUAAGAUCUAAAGGUAUCGACCAGAUCAAUAUGUACAAACUCAUUCAGUACAUACAAGACUCCAAGCUAGCAUACAAGAUCGAAGGUUACGUUGUGCAAGCCGAAUCUCAGGGUACCGAAAAUAAUUCGGUUAAAGUCUCCUCGACGCCUGUAUUACAUACUCUCCUUUCGUUUCUGGUCUCCUUAAACAACCUAAGUUCGGAAGGCCGGAUCUUCUACCAUAAGGUUUCGCAGAGUGAUGUAAAGUUAUCAUACCUCCUCCUAUCACCUACCCAUGCAUUCUCGUCUGUCGCCUCGAGCGCGCGAGCUGUGAUUCUUGCCGGAGGUACCAUGUCACCUUUCGAGGACUAUACGGCUCACCUUUUCCCGGACUUGGCAAAAGCCAAGAUCACAACUCUUAGCUGUGGUCACGUAAUCCCAACCUCGAACCUCUGCGUCUGGACGUUGGCCUCCUCGGGGCCGAAGCAAGACGCCAGGAGUACGGAGUUCGAAUUCAGUUUCCAGAAGCGUAGCGAUAAGUCGAUGAUUCGCGACCUAGGAAUCGCUAUUCUUAACAUCUGCACCGCCGUCCCCGAUGGUGUCGUCGUCUUCUUCCCAAGCUACGGAUACCUCGACGAGGUAGUGGCUACGUGGAAUGAGACUAGCGCCGGACAGACACAAUCCCUCUGGGACAAAUUACAAACUAAAAAAGCCGCAUUCCGUGAGACUAAGGGCGGUUCUAGCGACGAAGUUCUAGAGCAAUACACGCACGCCAUCCUUGGCGACGGCUACGAAGCCGAGUCGAAUACUAAAAAACGCCACCCAGCCUCGGGCAGGAGCGGGGCGCUACUACUAAGCGUGGUUGGCGGGAAAAUGAGCGAGGGUAUCAACUUUUCCGACCGCCUGGGUCGCUGCGUCGUUGUUAUCGGCCUGCCUUACCCUAAUAUCCACUCCCCGGACUGGAAAGCCCGGAUCGAGUACAUCGAGUCGACGACGCUCGCACGAUUAAAAGCUAUAAGCAAGAACCCGUCAGUACCAAGAACUGAAGAUAUUGCGGCCUCCAAACAGGCCGCUCGGGACUUCUACGAGAACGCGUGUAUGCGUGCGGUAAACCAGAGCAUCGGACGCGCAAUCCGGCACCGUAAUGAUUAUGCCGCCAUAAUCUUGGUCGAUAGGCGAUUUGGUACAGAUCGCAUAAAAGGAAAACUGCCUGGUUGGAUCCGGGGAGGAUUGGUUGAGGGGAGCGAACGUGCAGGCUUAGGUCAGAUGAUGGGGAAGCUUACCGGCUUUUUUAGGGGUAAGAAGAAUGAGAUUUUGGCCUAGGUUCAUAGGUUAGCCACUAUCACGGUACUUUAGGUCACCAAAUCGAGUAAGGUGUGAAUGGAUGAGGC
Messenger RNA from Annulohypoxylon maeteangense, 3105 nucleotides. Its product is annotated as DNA repair helicase. NCBI's taxonomy places the organism in Eukaryota, Fungi, Ascomycota, Sordariomycetes, Xylariales, Hypoxylaceae. Gene Ontology annotation, biological process: establishment of sister chromatid cohesion; nucleobase-containing compound metabolic process. Bases 389 to 3037 code for a protein of 882 amino acids. The transcript has 4 exons. Gene Ontology annotation, cellular component: nucleus. Gene Ontology annotation, molecular function: ATP binding; hydrolase activity, acting on acid anhydrides, in phosphorus-containing anhydrides; DNA helicase activity. The record is from RefSeq and is a predicted model, not a curated record.